GCAAUAGCGGGUAGCCUUAUCGCGCUUGAGCCCAGGCCACUGAAGAGAGCCGGUGCCACGCUGAGGCCCCCCCCCGCGCAACCACUAGCAGCGUAAUCGUGCCAGGGGUUACAGAGCCUGUGGGCGCUGACGGGGUCUUGGCGGCGGGUUCACCUCGUAGCUUCGUUGCGAAGCAGCGAAUCAGUGGGCAAUGUGGCCAAUCUUGCCGCAAGCGUCUGCCCAGCUCAUUUGGCCGCCUCCGGGCAGCGCUGCGAAAUUAGACUUCUGGCUCUUCAACCUCUUCGCUCCGCUCCUGGGCUGCGCGGCUGCUCGUUGUUCUCCUCACGGCUCUUCGGACGAUGCUGCGGCAGCUGUAGCGACUCCAAAGCGCCGAAUCCCAAGUCUGCCCGCCCUUGCCUGCCCGCAGCGUCUCCUCCAGACCUCCCUGUGCUCGCCACAAUCAUCCUUGGCUCGACAGUGCCUUGUACUCGCAAGUCAGGCGUCCCUCGAGACCAAGUCGCUCGUUAUCACAAUCUUAAAAGGCUGGAUUUCCUUGGCGCGCCCGGAUGCGCUGAGUGCUCAAUUUCUCUUGGAUAGACCUGCCCCUCCGUCAUCACUUACUUAGCAUACGCGGGAACACCAAACCCCAGCAACACGCGGCCGACGCUAUUCACUUCUUAGCGAACAACUUCCGACGCCCCGUUUUUGUUUCAAGGACUGUUCAAGCA
Molecule: messenger RNA, 707 nt
Organism: Trichoderma asperellum CBS 433.97
Lineage: Eukaryota; Fungi; Ascomycota; Sordariomycetes; Hypocreales; Hypocreaceae
Source: RefSeq, a predicted model, not a curated record